AUGUCGUCCGGGGACGGGCGCGCGCGCGUCAGCGCGCGCGUCCGCGCGCUGACGCGACGGGAGAAAAACCGCGGCGCGACGACGAGCCACCUUCGACGCGUCGGCGCGUGCGGCGUCGCCGUCCUGGACGACGGCCACGAGCUCUCGUUCGCGCUCGACCGCGCGCACUGGGACGACGCCGGCGCGGCGUCGUCCUCGCACGCGUCGAUAUUCCACGACAUCGGCGCGCCCGCGCUGGAGGACGCGUGGCGAGGCGUCAACGUCGGCGUGUGCGUCGUCGGAUCCCCGGGCGCGGGCCGCGCGGACGCGCUUCUCGGGACCGCGCCCGCGCCGGGGGCGAGGCAGACGCGCUCUGCGGACGACGACUCCGCUACUAGGGCGCUCGUGUCGCGGUUCGGCGACGCGCUGUUCGAGAAGAUAGAGCGGGACACCACCGAGGGCGCGCACGUCACGGUCGAGGCGUUCGCGAUCCACCGCGAGCGCGUCUUCGAUCGGUUGACGACGACGACGACGACGACGACGACGACGACGAGACCGACCACCGCGCCCGCGACCGCGGACGACGACGCGAAUGGAAGCGCGUCUUCGGGGUUCCGAUUGGAGGUGGACGCCCACGGGCACCCUCGCGCGCGCGGGGUGACGACGCGGCACGUCGCGAACGCGACAGAGCUCGACCGCGCCGUGGCCGAGGCGGCGAAGAUGCGCGCGGGAGACCCCAACGCGAACGCGGCACACUUCGUGAUUCGCGUCUGCGUGCGCCGGUACAAGCCGAGCCACGCGCGAAGCGACCGCGACCGACCGAAGAGCCGCUCGAACGCCGCCGCAUACGACGCGAGGACGGACGCGGCGAGGACGGACGCGAAGCCUUCGAACACGGUGUCCGUCGUCACCUUCGCGGAGCUCGCCGGGUUCGAACGCGUCCUCCCGGAGCGUUCCGACGAGCGGUGGAAGCGCAAGCGCGACCGCCGCGGCGACGACGACGGCUCGCUGCGGAGGUCGCAGCGGCAGCUCGAGAUUGCGCUGCUCAAGCUCGCGGCGGGGAGUGGGAGUGGGAGUGGGAGUGGGACGGGCGGGUCCCAGGACGGCGGCGGCGCGAGAGAGCCGGAGGGCUCAGGGACGUCGAGAGGGAGCAAAAGGACGGCGCGCGGCGCCGCGUUGACGACGUUACUGCGGAGCGAGCUCGGCGGCGGGGGGAAACUCUACGCGCUCGCGGUCGUCUCGCCGACGGCGGAGGACCGCUCUGAGACGAUCGCGACGCUUCGCAUCGCGCGCGCGUUUCGAAACGCGCGAACCGGCCCCGUCGUGAUCAACGUCGACCCGGACGCCGCGGCGCCGGCGGCGUUGAAAAGCGCGGCGCGCGAGCUGAACGACGACGCGCGGCGGUUGCAGCGAGACCUCGCGAUGGCGCGCGUGAAACGCGGGAGUCACGGCGGGAGUCACGGGAAUCACGCCGCCUCUCAGGACAACGACGGAACGCGCUCGUCCCCGGUCAGCGGCAAAGCGCAGCUCGCGCUCAGAAAGGAGAUACGAGACGUCCGCGAGCGCGUCGACGCGAUGGAGAAGCGGCGCGCGGCGGCGGAGAGCGACUGGCUCGCGAAAGUCAGGGCGUACGAACGCGCCGCCGCCGGGCACGCGUUCCCCGCGGCGUCAUCCGCGGCGGAGCGCAAAGCCGCCGCGGAACUCCGCGGCGGCGGCGGGAAGUCGCGCGCGCCGCGGCUGUUGCGGCUCCUCCCGGACCCCUCGCUGACUUGCCGCGACUUUUUCGUCGUCAAGCCGGGACUCACAAAGGUUGGCUCCGACGCGACGACGUCCGACGUCGUCGUCGAGGGCGUCGGCGUCCUUCCAUCGCACGCCGAGCUCAUUUCCAGGCUCGGACACGGCAUCGUGGAGAUCAGGCCGCACAGCGCGAUCGCGGACGUGUACGUCAACGGCGAGCGCGUGCCCAAGGGGGACGCCGCGCGGUUGACGCACGGGGACCGCGUCGCGAUGGCGCGCGCGAGCGGGUGCGCCAUCUUUAGGUACCACGACCCGGCCGCGGCGAACGAAAAACGUGGAUGGCCCGCGGACUGGGCGUCCGCGCAAGAGGAGCUUCGCAUCGCGGGUCUGAGCCUGUUGAUGUCCUCCGCGCCGGCGCCGCCGCGGCGGUUCCGCGACGGCAGCGAGCUCAUCGAGGCGCGGUCCACCGGCGGUAAAAGUAAAAGCGGCGGCGAGAAGCAUAACGACUCGGACUCCGCGGAGCGUCUGCGGCGGUGGCGCGCCGCGAUCGGCGCCGAGGCACUGCGCCUCUUGUGCGGCGUCGACGAAGCGAACGCGCUCGCGCGGUCCAUCGGCGCGCGCGCGCGGUUCGCGGCGCGAUGGGCGCGGCCGGACGCGUCCGUCGCGUGGAACUCGUCCUCCGUCCUCCUCGAGGUGAUCCUCGUCUUGACGACAAAGGCCGACGAGGACGGGGAGUCGCGCGACGCCGACGCGUCCGUCUCCGGCGUCGCCGCCGCGGGCGCGCCGCACGUCGGCGCGUUCACCCCGACGGAGUUUUACGACCGGCUCGUCGUCUUGCGCGACGCGCGCGACGCGUACGCGAGGAACGGCGACGACGCGUGGGUCCUCGGCGCCGUCGCACGCGCGUGUCGAGACGGCGACGUGCGCGAGGACCCGUUUUAUGUCGUCGGACGGAGGAGCGAGUACGGCGCGGACGAGAUCUCGACGCGUUUGGAGGACGUGUGCGACGCCGCGAGGGACGCGUGCGCCGCGAUGCGACGCGCGAUGCCGGACGGAGACGGAGACGGAGACGGAGACGGGGACGGGGACGGGGAAGCGAACGACGACGACGACGACGACGACGACGACAAGGAGAACGCGAGCCUGGCGGGUAACGAGGAGGCGCGGACGCCGACGCAGACGCCGCCGCGCGAGAAGAAGACCCCGCCGCGCGAGAAGGAGACCCCGCCGCCGAACACGGCGUCCGCGUCGGAGGUGAAGCUGUUGGGCGCGACGACGCCGCCGCCGACGACGACGACGCCCGCGACGCGACGCUCGCGCGACGGGGGACGCGCGAGCGCGACCGACCAGGCUGUCUUGACGGACGCGCUGAAGCGCGCGGCGGAGGCGGAGAGCGCGCUGGUGGACAUGACGCGGCGCGUGGAGGAGCUCGAAGAGGCGUCGUCGAGCGUGAAGCGGCGGCUACACGACUCGGACGACGACGACGACGACGACGAAAAAGACGAAAAAGAAACCGCCGCCGCGGACGCGACGGCGAUGCUGAACAAAGCCCUGAAGGUCGCGGAGGAGCUUCGCGCGCGCGUCGCGGACGCGGAGAAGCGCGCGAUCGACGCGGAGUUAGCCGCGGAGGCGGCGCGGCAGAGCUCGAAGGAAGCGAAAGCGAAGUACAAGGCGCGGAUGAUGGACAAAAUCGCCGCGGUGGAGGAGCGCGCGCGUCAAGCCGAGGCCAACGCGCGCGCGAUGAUCGAAGAGAGCCGACUUCUCGUGAACGAGGCGAACACGAAGGCGGCGAACGCGGUCGAGCGCGCGAGGGAGGCGGUGAGGCGCGAACCGCCGAUCAUUCUGGCGCGCGCGCCGUCGUCGCCGCCGUCGUCGCGGUCGUCGUCGCGGUCGAGUUCGCCGCCGCCGCCGCCGUCGCGCGACGCCGACGCGGGCGACGCGCCGGUAGACCCGGCGACGACGCAGACGAUGUUCAUGGAGCGCGGGAUGUGGGACACGGACGACAGCGGCAGCGGCUCGGACGACGCGAACGGCGAUCGCGGCUCGGACAGCGGGAAUUUGUACUACCCGGACGACGAGGCGCCCGUGCCGUCGACGCCGCCGCCGCCGGGGAUACCGAAGCUCGACCUGUCCACGGUGGAAGUCGGCCCGAACAAGUACGGCCCUCGCGCGAUCGACCUCGUCGAUCGACCCCAACUCGAACCGUCGCCGCCGGAGUCGCCGCCGGUGCCGCCGCCGCGGUCGUUCUCCCCGCACCCGGCCCUACCGCCGAUCAAGACGAUCGCGAGCGGGGAAUUCAACGCGAUCAACGCGAUCGACGCGUCCGCGCCGCCGCGGCCGACGCUCGAUUUGUCGUCGCUUCGCGCGGCGACGCCGGCGCGCACCCCGGGCGUGGGGAGAACGAUCGCGGACGCGACCCCGCCGCCCGAGCCGGUCUCGAGGCCGCGCGAGAGCGCGUCGCGCGUGAAGUUCGACGACGUCGACCUCGAGCGCGGGCCCUCGAGGCUGUCCGCGCUCGGGGACGCGCUCGCGGACGCGACGCCGCCGCCGGGCGAAGAACGUUCGCCGCCUAUUCCGCCGCCGCCGGAGCCGGGGUCUACGGCGUACAUCAAAGCGAACCGCCCGCCGGAGCCGGGGUCGACGGCGUACAUACGCGCGCAACGCGCCGCGGCGGAAUCGCGAUCGGCGCGCGACGACGUCUCCGCGUCGUCCGCGGGGUACUCCGCGAGGACGGAGGAGGAGGAGGAGGAGGAGGAUGUCGGGAAGAGUCUCAGCGCGGAGCCGUCCGUGAGGGCGCUUCGCGCGAUGGGGUCGAAGAAGCGCAUCGGACGGAGCGACACGCCGCACCCGGGGAGCAAGUACGCCAUCGGCGCGGGGAGGGACCUGUCGAAACAGACGAGGGGGGAGCGACGGCCGAUCGAGGGGAGGAAGAAGAAGAAGAAGAAGAGCACGUGCGUCGUGAUGUGA
Micromonas pusilla CCMP1545 is the source of this 4683-nucleotide messenger RNA. RefSeq lists its product as uncharacterized. The coding region runs from base 1 to 4683 and encodes 1560 amino acids. Gene Ontology annotation, molecular function: ATP binding; microtubule motor activity; microtubule binding. Gene Ontology annotation, cellular component: kinesin complex; microtubule. The transcript is spliced from 2 exons. NCBI's taxonomy places the organism in Eukaryota, Viridiplantae, Chlorophyta, Mamiellophyceae, Mamiellales, Mamiellaceae. The record is from RefSeq and is a predicted model, not a curated record. Gene Ontology annotation, biological process: microtubule-based movement.